AUGGAGGAGCAACCGCCACGAAAUACCAAUAUCUCGUUCCAGCCAUAUGCGAAUAGAGCGGUUAAGAAGCUAUCGCUGCCCGAAGGUGCGGCCCUCAACUGUGGACAUGUUGCCAUCAUGACCCUCGAAGCGGACGACCACAAGACAACAAGGUGUCUGCAAACCAGGAUGUCAAUUCUCUCCGUUCUGAGUGACCCCAUGUAUCCCGUUCUCUGGGGAGCAAAUCAAACGUCCUCCGACAUGGGCAUGCCAGCAAGCUCGAAGAUCGAGGGCAACGUCCCCUGCUAG
Uncinocarpus reesii 1704 is the source of this 288-nucleotide messenger RNA. RefSeq lists its product as uncharacterized. The coding region runs from base 1 to 288 and encodes 95 amino acids. Lineage: Eukaryota; Fungi; Ascomycota; Eurotiomycetes; Onygenales; Onygenaceae. The record is from RefSeq and is a predicted model, not a curated record. The transcript has a single exon.